CGGUGGAGGCGGAGGAGGAAGAGGAAGCAGAAGGAGGAGGAAGAGCUCCUGCAGUCUCCCUGUGGGUGUAUUUUGAUUAAGGAGGGCUCAUUCGGCUGCAGGGAGGUAAAGCCAGCCGUGUGCCUGCUGGCUGCCGGUCAGCGAUGAGCGUCACUCUGGAUAUCCGGCUCAAAAGAGCCAACAAAGUUUACCGUGAGGGGGAGUUGCUGGCCGGGGUCGUGGUGCUCGUGAGCAAGGAGGCGGUGCAGCACCAGGGCAUCUCCCUGAGCAUGGAGGGCCUGGUCAACCUGCAGCUCAGCUCCAAGAGCGUCGGCGUCUUCGAGGCCUUCUACAACUCUGUCAAGCCCAUCCAGCUGAUCAGCAGCAACAUCGAGGUGGCCAAGGCCGGGAAGAUCCCAGGAGGCAAGACGGAGAUCCCCUUUGAGUUUCCUCUGCAGACCAAAGGCAACAAAGUGCUGUACGAGACCUACCACGGCGUCUUCGUCAACAUCCAGUACACCCUGCGCUGUGACGUGAAGCGCUCCCUGCUGGCCAAAGACCUGAGCCGCACCUGUGAGUUCAUGGUGCACAGUCAGCCGCAGAAAGCCAAGGUGUUACCGACUCCGGUCGACUUCAGCAUCACUCCGGACACCCUGCAGAACAUCCGUGAGAGGAAUUUGUUGCCAAAGUUUCUGAUCCGGGGCCAUUUAGACGCCACAAACUGCGUCAUCAGCCAGCCGCUGACCGGAGAGGUGGUGGUGGAGAAUUCCCAGGUUCCCAUCAAGAGCAUUGAACUGCAGCUCGUCCGAGUGGAAACCUGUGGUUGUGCUGAAGGUUACGCCCGAGACGCCACCGAGAUCCAGAACAUCCAGAUCGCUGAGGGCGACGUGUGCCACAGCCUGUCCAUCCCCAUCUACAUGGUGUUCCCCCGGCUCUUCACCUGCCCCACCCUGGAGACCACCAACUUCAAAGUCGAGUUUGAAGUCAACAUUGUGAUCGUCCUUCAUGAUGAUCAUCUGAUCACAGAGAACUUCCCUCUGAAGCUCUGCCGAAUCUGAGUGUGGGAAUCACAUCGACGCUGAAACCAGUCCAGCGGAGGAAGGCUGGCUUCACCUGUGGCCCACCUUACAGCACAUGGACACCUGGCCAGAGAAAUGUCCAGAGAAAACCCCCAAAUACUUCCACUUUGGGACUGUGCCUUUUGCAUCGGGUUUCUGUGGUUUCCAGGAGGCUGUUCAACACGGAGCUUGUUGUCAGGUGUGGAGCUGAAGAGCUAAACACAGAACACAGGUUGUGUUCCCUACAGGAGGCCAGAGCUCCCUCAUGUAUAGACACAGUGUGACCAAACAUGUUUAAUGAAGACAAUAUUUUUUGUGAUUCAUUUUAAAAAUGUCACUAUUUUUGGUGUUAUCCGCUGCAUCGGUUUUAUUCUUAAAUUUAUUUCGGACUUCCUCUACUAAAUGGAUCCAAGAUGGACUUUAUAAUGAAAGCCUAAGGUUGAAAAUCCACCCACGUUUCCAGAAAACAAUUUCCUGUUGACUCUGUUGUGGUAGUGUUGGUAAUGUCUGCUGUGCUGAUCUUCUGAUGUAUGAUUUUCAAAAAGUGAA
Molecule: messenger RNA, 1586 nt
Organism: Myripristis murdjan (pinecone soldierfish)
Lineage: Eukaryota; Metazoa; Chordata; Actinopteri; Holocentriformes; Holocentridae
Gene: vps26c
Product: VPS26 endosomal protein sorting factor C
Exons: 8
Coding region: 144-1037 (297 amino acids)
Biological process (GO): intracellular protein transport
Source: RefSeq, a predicted model, not a curated record